UUAGUGCUGUUUGACAUGGAAAACGCGUAUUUUUAUGGCGAUUGGCCAGCAGCUGUUACGCGAACGAGAGAGAAUAGUCGAAACCGAAAGCCGUCGAAAUGUUGCGUACAUUAUCACGCGUUAGCGAAUUGCCAAUUGUUGUAAGGCAAUUGCAAAAAAAUGCAGCACAGGCUGGUGUCGCAAAGACCAACAACUAUGCCACGGAAGCGACCGUGCAGGUGAAUCGACCAUUCAAGCUGCAUCGUUUGGACGAGGGACCCGAGACCACAGUGCAACUGACCAAGGAUGAGGCGCUCAAAUACUACACACAAAUGCAGACGAUACGUCGCAUUGAGACCGCUGCCGGCAAUCUGUACAAGGAGAAGAUCAUUCGUGGUUUCUGUCAUCUGUAUUCGGGCCAAGAAGCCUGUGCCGUUGGCAUGAAGGCCGCCAUGCGUGAUGUCGACAACAUCAUCUCGGCCUAUCGCGUCCACGGCUGGACCUAUCUGAUGGGUGUCUCGCCACUGGGCGUCCUCGCCGAAUUGACUGGCAUGCAGAGCGGCUGUGCUCGCGGCAAGGGCGGCUCCAUGCACAUGUAUUCCCCCAAUUUCUAUGGCGGCAACGGCAUCGUUGGUGCCCAGGUGCCAUUGGGCGCUGGCGUUGGUCUCGCCUGCAAGUACAAGGGCAACGGUGGCAUGUGCUUGGCCCUCUAUGGUGAUGGUGCUGCUAACCAGGGCCAGGUAUUUGAGGCCUACAACAUGGCCUAUCUGUGGAAGUUGCCCGUCAUCUUUGUCUGCGAGAACAACAACUAUGGCAUGGGCACCAGCGCGGAGCGUGCUUCGUGCAACACGGACUACUACACGCGUGGCGAUGCUCUGCCCGGCAUUUGGGUCGAUGGCAUGGAUGUGCUGGCUGUGCGCAGUGCCACAGAGUUUGCCAUCAAGUAUGUGAACACGCAUGGACCGCUGGUGAUGGAAACGAAUACUUAUAGAUAUUCGGGUCAUUCCAUGUCCGAUCCGGGAACCUCGUAUCGUACACGCGAGGAAAUCCAGGAGGUGCGUCAGAAGCGUGAUCCCAUCACAUCCUUCAAGGAGCUGUGCAUUGAGCUGGGUCUCAUUACCACCGAUGAGAUUAAGGCCAUCGACAUGAAGGUGCGCAAGGAGGUGGAUGAGGCCACCGCAAUUGCCAAGACCGAUAGCGAGCUGCCAUUGCCCCAUCUGUGGACCGAUGUCUACUCGAACAACUUGGAGCGCAAGAUUCGCGGCACUAUUGCCUAUGAUAUUGAUCACAUCCAGGAGCGCAAGGGUGUCAAUCAUUAAACAAUGAUUUUACAACGAUUUGAUCAACCCAAACACACAUACACAUUUAAUACACACACACACACAAAGAUAACAAGCGAAAUCUCUAGAUGUUAAGCCCAAAAAGUGAAAGUUAGAAAAUUUUUGUUUAUGCGAUAUGCUUAAUUCUGUAGAGCUUCGUGUAAACACACGUAAACACACACAUACACAUAGACACACGCGAAAAAGACACAAAAUAACGUAGCUAACCACGAAUAUGGAUACUCUUUCUACCCAUACCCAUAAUCGACAUACACAAUCAACACUCAACAUGGGCCAGGGCCAGUGGCAAAUAGCAACAGUAAAAGCAACGGAUAUUAUUGCAUAUGAACGUGUUCAAUAUGGUUUAAAGCGAGGUGUAAAUUUGUUGAAAUAUAAACUACAAACAUAA
This is a messenger RNA of Drosophila sulfurigaster albostrigata, 1707 nucleotides long. RefSeq names its product pyruvate dehydrogenase E1 component subunit alpha, mitochondrial (gene Pdha). The transcript is spliced from 5 exons. Lineage: Eukaryota; Metazoa; Arthropoda; Insecta; Diptera; Drosophilidae. The record is from RefSeq and is a predicted model, not a curated record. Bases 99 to 1298 code for a protein of 399 amino acids. Gene Ontology annotation, molecular function: pyruvate dehydrogenase (acetyl-transferring) activity. Gene Ontology annotation, biological process: pyruvate decarboxylation to acetyl-CoA. Gene Ontology annotation, cellular component: intracellular membrane-bounded organelle.